Molecule: messenger RNA, 392 nt
Organism: Colletotrichum navitas
Lineage: Eukaryota; Fungi; Ascomycota; Sordariomycetes; Glomerellales; Glomerellaceae
Exons: 1
Source: RefSeq, a predicted model, not a curated record
GUCCUAUGUGGCUCGAUUUCGACCCCCUGUAAGUUUCUAUCAUGCUCGGCAGUGCUAUAACUGUGGGGUUUUGGCAAGUGAUUUGUCUCUUAACUCUGAAGUUCGUACCCUGUCUGUGCAUCAUACUGGCCGCAGGCCGCCGGCAAUCUAGCCCUCGCUUUUCCGGCCGUGCUUGCUGGGGCCCGGUGGUUCCGCUCUGGUGUAGCCCCGGCGAUGCCCUCUGGUCCCCAAUAUCCAUCGAGGCCACGGAAUCCCUCAAGACCUUAUUAAUGUACUUGAUUAAGUAAAUAAAUAUAGCUAUAUAAGAGAAGCUGUAAUAAGGUUAAUAGAGUUGACGAAAAAGCUUACCUAGAUGUCGCGAUGCCUUCACGACAUCGCGCAGCCUUUGAGGG